UGUCGGUCUCUCCGGGAAUCCUUGCCACUGUCUCCAGCAGGGAUUCUAAAUUCGGGUUUGGGAACUCCCCAAAUUGUCCAGCUAUCAUUCAUCGUAGUGUUAGUACGGGGUCACUGAACACUUUACCAAGUUGCCAAAAUUGAUUUGGCAUGCAUUUUGUUUUGUUUUAGGUACUACGUAAAAUGGCACAUUUUUGUUUUUUAUUUUUGAGACAAGAUCUCACUUCUUCCCCCAGGCUGGAGUACAGUGGCACGAUCACGGCUCACUGCAGCCUCGAAUCCUGGGCUCGAGAGAUCCUUCCGCCUCAGCCUUCCAAUGAGCUAGGGCUACAGACAUGCACCACCAAGCCCGGCUAAUUUUUUUUUUUUUAAUUUUUUGUAGGGGCAGGGGUCUCGCUAUGUUGUCCAGACUGGUAUUGAACUCCUGGGCUCAGGCGAUCUUCCUGCCUCAGCCUCGCAAAGUGCUGGGAUUAUAGGGGUGAUCCCCCGCCCUCGGCCAAAUGGCACACGCUUUGAUGGAAGAGUUUAAAGAACGCUGUACUCAGUGUGCUGCUGUCUCAUGGGGUCUUACUGAUGAAGGCAAAUAUUAUUGCACUUCUUGCCACAAUGUUACAGAGAGAUAUCAGGAAGUUACAAACACUGAUCUUAUUCCUAAUACCCAAAUAAAAGCCCUCAACCGGGGGCUUAAAAAAAAAAACAAUACUGAAAAAGGCUGGGAUUGGUAUGUGUGUGAAGGUUUCCAGUAUAUUCUUUAUCAACAAGCAGAAGCCUUAAAGAACCUUGGAGUAGGCCCAGAGUUAAAGAACGAUGUUUUACAUAAUUUUUGGAAGCGCUACCUUCAGAAGAGCAAGCAGGCAUAUUGUAAGAACCCAGUUUAUACCACUGGAAGGAAACCUACGGUAUUAGAAGAUAAUCUAAGUCAUUCAGACUGGGCUAGUGAGCCUGAGCUGCUAAGUGAUGUCAGCUGUCCUCCUUUUCUUGAAAGUGGAGCGGAGUCUCAGUCUGACAUCCACACUCGAAAACCUUUCCCCGUCAGCAAAGCAUCACAAUCAGAAACGUCUGUCUGCUCUGGAUCUCUGGAUGGAGUUGAAUACUCACAACGAAAGGAGAAGGGAAUCGUGAAGAUGACCAUGCCACAGACACUUGCCUUCUGUUAUCUGUCCUUACUUUGGCAGAGAGAAGCAAUAACACUUUCAGAUCUUUUGAGGUUUGUUGAAGAGGACCAUAUUCCUUACAUAAAUGCUUUUCAGCAUUUUCCAGAACAGAUGAAAUUAUAUGGACGUGACAGAGGAAUCUUUGGUAUAGAGUCUUGGCCUGACUACGAGGACAUCUACAAAAAAACAGUAGAAGUUGGAACAUUUUUAGAUUUGCCUCGUUUUCCAGACAUAACUGAAGACUGCUAUCUUCAUCCCAACAUACUGUGUAUGAAAUACUUGAUGGAAGUCAACCUCCCUGAUGAAAUGCAUAGCUUAACUUGCCACGUGGUAAAAAUGACUGGAAUGGGAGAAGUGGAUUUUCUGACAUUUGAUCCUAUAGCUAAAAUGGCAAAAACUGUUAAGUACGAUGUACAAGCUGUAGCUAUCAUUGUGGUGGUAUUGAAACUGCUCUUUCUAUUGGAUGACAGUUUCGAGUGGUCUUUGUCUAAUCUUGCUGAAAAGCAUAAUGAAAAGAACAAAAAAGAUAAGCCAUGGUUUGAUUUCAGAAAGUGGUACCAAAUUAUGAAGAAAGCUUUUGAUGAGAAAAAACAAAAAUGGGAAGAAGCAAGGGCCAAGUACCUGUGGAAAAGUGAAAAGCCACUCUACUACUCAUUUGUCGACAAACCAGUAGCAUAUAAAAAAAGAGAAAUGGUGGUGAAUCUACAGAAACAAUUUAGCACACUGGUCGAGUCAACAGCAACUGCUGGAAAAAAAAGCCCUUCAAGUUUUCAGUUCAACUGGACUGAAGAGGACACUGAUAGAACGUGUUUCCAUGGACACAGCCUUCAGGGAGUCCUGAAAGAGAAAGGCCAAUCACUGCUGACUAAGAAUUCAUUAUAUUGGCUUAGUACACAGAAAUUCUGCAGAUGCUAUUGUACACAUGUGACAACCUAUGAAGAAUCAAAUUAUUCUCUGAGUUAUCAGUUUAUACUAAAUCUCUUCUCCUUCCUGCUCAGAAUAAAGACUUCCCUUCUCCAUGAAGAAGUGAGCUUAGUUGAGAAGAAACUUUUUGAGAAAAAAUACAGUGUAAAAAGAAAGAAAUCAAGAUCCAAGAAAGUGAGACGACAUUGAGAAAAUGAAAUAGAAACUUUCUGGAAAAAUAUUUUAAUAGUGAUAAUAACAUCAGAUUUUAAUAUAACAUUCCAGAGAAUUGUGGAAAAUACUGCAUAUAUAUGUAUAGACUCUGACACAUAUUUACAUAUAUAUCAAGUGUGCUUAGAAAAAUGUAUAUUGUAAAGCAGGUGAGCUUCAUUUGAUUUUAUUUUUCAGAGUAUGAACAUUCUAAGAGAAAGUUAAAACAAUAGCAAAUUGUAUAAUUGUAUCCAGAAAUGUAUACUCAUCGUAUUUUAAAGCUAAAUUUAUUUUUUAAACUAGAUCCCUUCAUUAUUCUUUAUGCCCCAGAGUAAAUCCCAGAUGGAUCAAAGAUCUAAACAUAAUCUUUCAUAUGUAAAAAUAUAAAAGUAUUAGUAGAAAACAAAUAUGAAUGCUUUGAUGAUCUUGGAA
This is a messenger RNA of Homo sapiens (human), 2698 nucleotides long. RefSeq names its product TATA-box binding protein associated factor, RNA polymerase I subunit B (gene TAF1B). The transcript is spliced from 15 exons. NCBI's taxonomy places the organism in Eukaryota, Metazoa, Chordata, Mammalia, Primates, Hominidae. Gene Ontology annotation, cellular component: RNA polymerase I transcription regulator complex; RNA polymerase I core factor complex; nucleolus. Bases 500 to 2266 code for a protein of 588 amino acids. The record is from RefSeq and is a predicted model, not a curated record. Gene Ontology annotation, molecular function: RNA polymerase I core promoter sequence-specific DNA binding. Gene Ontology annotation, biological process: RNA polymerase I preinitiation complex assembly; transcription by RNA polymerase I.